AUGACAUGGACUAAAGAUCAUGAUGUGCUACUUUGCCGUGAAAUUCUGGCAGAGGAGCCUUAUCAAAAUAAGCAUGGGUCAAAGGAAAGGGGGAAAUGCUGGGACAAAAUUGCAGAUGCAUUAAAUGGAGUAGAAAGGCCAAAGUUCAAUGUUGAUCAGAGAGCUGUUAGGGACAGAUUUGUAAAAUUAGAAAGGGGGUUUAGAAGGAGAAUAAACGAAGAAAUGAGGGCUAGUGGGGUAGCACCAGAACCCAGUGAGCUAGAUGAAGCAAUGGAGGAUAUUUUGGAAAGAAAAGACAGUGCAGAGCAGCAGCAAGCAAAGUGUGAUGAUGGUAAGAGACAGGCAACAGGGGCAGAGAAGGAAAUGGCACAGGCUGUGAGGAAAAGGGCUAUGGAGAGUCUCUCAGAAACUAAGGCAAGAGAAUGUUCUAAGAGGAAAAAGGGUGGUGAGACAAGUGAGUAUGUUGGGUACCUGAGAGAGAAACGUGAAUCAAACAUGAAACUGAGAGAGAGUGAAGUUAAUUUGGAAAGAAAGAAAGUUGAAAUAAAGGAAAGAAAGUUGGACCAAGAAACUGAGUUGAGAAAGAGAGAACUUGAGUUGAGGGUGAGGGAGAUAGAGGUGAAAGAGAAAAGUCAAGAAUUAAAGGCAAGGGAGCAUGAACAAUUUGAAGAGAAGUUUAAAGUAUACAAGGAACAUCAAAAGAUGAUGAAUGCUCAAAUAGCAUGCAUAAAAAAUAAAUUGACAAUUAUUGAGGAACAAAAUUUAACUAUUUUAAAAAUAUUAGAAAGAUUUGAAAAGUAA
Molecule: messenger RNA, 801 nt
Organism: Rhopilema esculentum
Lineage: Eukaryota; Metazoa; Cnidaria; Scyphozoa; Rhizostomeae; Rhizostomatidae
Source: RefSeq, a predicted model, not a curated record